AUGGCUGCUUCAGGAAUCGCUGCCGGUAUCAACAAGGGUCACAUCACUACUCGUCGUACCCUCAAAGCCAAGCCUUCUAACAAGAUUGGUGCUGCUUCCAAGCGUACUAUCUUUGUAAAGUCUGUUGUUCGUGAAGUUUCUGGUUUUGCACCUUACGAACGUCGUCUUAUGGAAUUGAUCAAGAACUCCAAGGAUAAGCGUGCCAAGAAGCUCUGCAAGGCUAGACUCGGUACCUUUGUUCGUGCCAAGAAGAAGAUUGACGAACUUACCGCUGUCAUUGCCUCUUCUCGUCGUCAUUAA
Molecule: messenger RNA, 300 nt
Organism: Rhizopus microsporus ATCC 52813
Lineage: Eukaryota; Fungi; Mucoromycota; Mucoromycetes; Mucorales; Rhizopodaceae
Product: ribosomal protein L36e
Exons: 3
Coding region: 1-300 (99 amino acids)
Biological process (GO): cytoplasmic translation
Cellular component (GO): ribosome; cytosolic large ribosomal subunit
Molecular function (GO): structural constituent of ribosome
Source: RefSeq, a predicted model, not a curated record